UCCAGGUCCUGCUCUUGCUGCCGCUGUCACGGCUGCUGUCGCCUGGGCACAGAAGCCACCGAGCUCGGCCGCGUCCCCGGGAGCCUAGGCACCAGCAGCGCCCGGGACGCCCCGAGAUUUCUCAAGGGAAGAGAAACUCUGCUGGUAGAAUUGAGAAGAGAGGCUGCUUCGUUCCUGCAUGUUUUGAUUCUAAUAUGGAUUUAGAGCUCAAAGAGUAUUAUAACAAGACAUUUGCCAUGGAGAACAAUACUGCUGUCACUCGGAAUUCCGAUUUCCCCGUCUGGGAUGACUACAGAAGCAGUGUAGAUGACUUACAGUAUUUCUUGAUUGGGCUCUAUACAUUAGUCAGUCUUCUUGGUUUUAUGGGGAAUCUACUCAUUUUAAUGGCUCUCAUGAAAAAGCGUAAUCAGAAGACUACAGUAAACUUUCUCAUAGGAAAUUUGGCCUUCUCUGACAUCUUGGUUGUGCUGUUUUGCUCACCUUUCACACUGACCUCUGUCUUGCUGGAUCAGUGGAUGUUUGGCAAAGUCAUGUGCCAUAUUAUGCCUUUCCUUCAAUGUGUGUCAGUUCUGGUUUCAACCUUAAUUUUAAUAUCAAUUGCCGUUGUCAGGUAUCAUAUGAUAAAGCAUCCUAUAUCUAAUAAUUUAACAGCAAAUCAUGGCUACUUCCUGAUAGCUACAGUCUGGACCCUAGGUUUUGCAAUUUGUUCUCCCCUUCCAGUGUUUCAUAGUCUUGUGGAACUUCAGGAAACAUUCGAUUCAGCAUUGCUGAGCAGCAGGUACUUAUGUGUUGAGUCCUGGCCAUCUGACUCAUAUAGAAUUGCUUUUACUAUCUCUUUAUUGCUAGUUCAGUAUAUUCUGCCUUUGGUUUGUCUAACUGUAAGUCAUACCAGUGUCUGCAGAAGUAUAAGCUGUGGUUUGUCCAACAAAGAAAGCCGACUAGAAGAAAAUGAGAUGAUCAACUUAACUCUUCAUCCAUCCAAAAGGAAUGGGAAUCAGAUGAAACUCUCCAGCAGUCAUAAGUGGAGUUAUUCAUUCAUCAGAAAACACAGAAGAAGAUACAGCAAGAAGACGGCAUGUGUGUUACCUGCUCCAGCAAGACCUUCCCAAGAGAACCCCUCAAGAACACUUCCAGAAAACUUUGGCUCUGCAAGAGGUCAGCUCUCUUCAUCCAGUAAAUUCAUACCGGGAGUCCCAACCUGCUUUGAGAUGAAACCUGAAGAAAACUCAGACGUUCAUGAAAUGAGAGUACAACGUUCCAUCACCAGAAUCAAAAAGAGAUCUCGAAGUGUUUUCUAUAGGCUGACCAUACUGAUAUUAGUGUUUGCUGUUAGCUGGAUGCCCCUGCAUCUUUUCCAUGUGGUAACUGAUUUCAAUGAUAACCUGAUUUCAAAUAGGCAUUUCAAGCUGGUGUAUUGCAUCUGUCAUCUGUUAGGCAUGAUGUCCUGUUGUCUUAAUCCAAUUCUCUAUGGAUUUCUUAAUAAUGGGAUCAAAGCUGACUUAAGGUCCCUUAUACACUGUCUUCAUAUGUCAUAAAUCUCACAGUUUACCAAGGAAAGAACAAAUGUUGAGAUCAUCUAAAAGAUCAUUUAUAUUUUCAUGAUAAUGAUGUAUUUAUAAUAAAUUUUGAUAAUAUAUGGAAUCUAAUUUACAUUAAAGAGCUCUGGAUUUUAAUGUCCAUUUGUAAUAUAUGGAAGAUCAUUUUAAUGUUUAUAACAUGGUUAAUCCAUUUAGUUGUACAGAGUCAGUGUCAAUCCCAACUGUAAUUUCAUUUUUUAGAAGUAGUUAUAUAAUAGUUAUAUUACCUU
This is a messenger RNA of Sciurus carolinensis (gray squirrel), 1807 nucleotides long. RefSeq names its product neuropeptide Y receptor Y5 (gene Npy5r). NCBI's taxonomy places the organism in Eukaryota, Metazoa, Chordata, Mammalia, Rodentia, Sciuridae. Gene Ontology annotation, biological process: G protein-coupled receptor signaling pathway. The record is from RefSeq and is a predicted model, not a curated record. Gene Ontology annotation, molecular function: neuropeptide binding; neuropeptide Y receptor activity. The coding region runs from base 195 to 1535 and encodes 446 amino acids. Gene Ontology annotation, cellular component: neuron projection; plasma membrane. The transcript is spliced from 3 exons.